AUGAAGCAGACCAACGUCAGCCAGAGCGCUGGAAACAGUAGAGUAGCAGAGCCCUUCCUGACGCCAUACCUGAUCGGACCAUACAAGAACAUUUCUGAAGAAGUGGUGACCAACUACCUGUUUCCCAUAUGGACCUACUCUUACCUGAGUUUCCUUCUGCCCGUGUUCUUGCUGACGGAUUUCUUAAAACACAAGCCUGUUAUUGUAGUCCAAGGACUCUUUCUGGUCUCCAACUAUGUGCUGCUCUGUUUUGUUCCAGGAUUAGCUGCUAUGGUCUUUCUACAGGUGAACUAUGCAGUGGUGACCUCAACAGAAGUGGCGUACUUUUCAUAUAUAUACAGCAUGAUACCGAUAGAAAAUUACCAGAGAGCCACGGGGUACCUACGGGGGGCCAUGCUGGUCGGGUACACUUUUGCAGCAUCUCUGGGACAGUUGCUAGUCUCUGUUGCUGGUCUGGACUACUUCUACCUCAACGCCAUUACGCUUGGUCUUGAGAUGGUGGCGUUCCUCAUCGCUUUAUGUUUACCGAUGCCCAAGACGAGCUUGUUCUUCAAAGGGGCCUCUGCCACAGACAAAGAGGAGGACUUUCAAUGGUGCAGUUGUAAAAAUGUGAUCAGAGCAGGACGUUUGCUCCUGCAGAGUUUUAAGGAGUCCUACUCUUCAAGUCGGCUGAUCUGCUGGUCACUGUGGUGGGCCAUGGCGACUGCUGGCUACACACAGAUCUUCAACUACGCCCAGCUCCUGUGGAACCACAUCGAGCCCUCCGACGCCUCCUCCACCUACAACGGGGCUGUAGAGGCUGUCAGCUGUCUGGCUGGGGCAGCAGCUGCGUUCUGUGUGGGUCAUAUAAAGGUGACGUGGGCAGUGUGGGGCGAGCUGGCCUUAGGGCUGUUCUCUGCUGCAGGGACUGGGGCAGUUUUUCUCAUGGCACUGACCAGCAACAUAUGGGCCUGCUACGCUGGUUAUGUCAUAUUCAAGUCAUGCUACAUGCUGCUCAUCACCAUCGCUGUAUUUCAGAUCGCCUCAAACCUGUCCAUGGAAUGCUACGCCCUGACGUUUGGUAUCAACACGUUCGUGGCUCUGGUGCUGCAAACCAUUGUGACUUUCAUAGUCGUGGAUGACGCUGUGUUGGGAUUGGACAUUGUCACACAGUUCCUGAUCUAUGGCAGUUACUACGGACUCAUCUCGGCCUUGUUCCUGAUUCGUGGCGUGUACACAGCCUGCACCAAUCAAAGUCAAUCUGAAGAAAAAGACUCUUGUGUGAAGGUGAUCGACGAGGAGCGGUUUUAA
Molecule: messenger RNA, 1290 nt
Organism: Knipowitschia caucasica
Lineage: Eukaryota; Metazoa; Chordata; Actinopteri; Gobiiformes; Gobiidae
Source: the annotation of a GenBank genome assembly